AAAACUGUGUUGUGGCUUCUCUUUCUCCGCCAUACCCACACACCAGAGAAAUAAUAUGAGCAAUUAUCAAACUCAGGUGUUGAAGCAAAUAGAGCCAUGGUGUGAGCUUAAAGACAAAGUGGUUCUUGUAACCGGAGCUUCUUCUGGUAUAGGAAGAGAGAUCUGUCUUGAUUUAGGCAAAGCUGGCUGUAAAAUCAUCGCAGCAGCUCGUCGUAUAGAUCGUCUCAAAUCUCUCUGCUCUGAAAUCAACAGUUUCAACUCAACCGGAACCAACCAAUUAGCCGCACCUCUCGAGCUAGACGUUUCAUCAGACGCAGCCACCAUUCAAAAAGCGGUCAAGAAAGCUUGGCAAGUCUUUGGAAAGAUCGAUGCAUUGAUCAACAAUGCUGGAAUCAGAGGAAACGUCAAGACGAGUUUGGAAUUGUCAGAACAAGAAUGGGACAAAGUCUUGAGAACCAACUUAACCGGACCUUGGUUAGUCUCCAAAUACGUUUGCAUUCUAAUGAGAGACGCUAAUAACCACGGUGGUGGCUCGGUGAUAAACAUCUCAUCGAUCUCUGGACUCCACCGUGGUAUGUUGCCAGGUGGAGUCGCUUAUGCUUGUUCCAAAGGUGGUGUGGACACCAUGACGAGGAUGAUGGCUAUUGAGUUAGGUGUUUACAAGAUCAGAGUUAACUCGAUCGCACCAGGGCUUUUGAAGUCUGAGAUCACGCAAGGUCUUAUGGAGAAAGAGUGGCUCAAGAACGUUACGGAACGGACUAUACCGUUAAAGGUGCAACAGACUGUGGAUCCGGGACUUACCUCUCUGGUUCGCUAUCUGAUUCAUGACUCUUCUCAAUACGUCUCUGGGAAUACAUACAUUGUUGAUUCCGGAGCUACGUUGCCUGGUCUGCCCAUUUUUUCUUCGCUUUGAAGCACAAAAAAGCUUGUGUGUGUUGUGCAAUAAUAUAAGUGAAUGCAUUUAUAAACAUUUUCUUUAUAUACAUUAUUCAUGUCUUUGGUGAAA
This is a messenger RNA of Eutrema salsugineum, 1006 nucleotides long. Its product is annotated as 3-oxoacyl-[acyl-carrier-protein] reductase FabG. Gene Ontology annotation, molecular function: oxidoreductase activity. NCBI's taxonomy places the organism in Eukaryota, Viridiplantae, Streptophyta, Magnoliopsida, Brassicales, Brassicaceae. The transcript is spliced from 2 exons. The coding region runs from base 56 to 913 and encodes 285 amino acids. The record is from RefSeq and is a predicted model, not a curated record.